Molecule: messenger RNA, 678 nt
Organism: Durotheca rogersii
Lineage: Eukaryota; Fungi; Ascomycota; Sordariomycetes; Xylariales; Xylariaceae
Exons: 3
Coding region: 1-678 (225 amino acids)
Source: RefSeq, a predicted model, not a curated record
AUGGUGAACAAGGUACUAAUGGCGUUCAUCGCCGCCGACGGGUUGUUCGUUUCGAUGGGUGCUAUCAUGUUGGGCUUCAGCAUCAUCGUCCAGCAAACGUGCUUCGAUCCGCCGACCGACGGAGAAGGAGCCGCCCGCGAUCUCCUCUACCAGAAAUUCCCGUUUACAGCGGGGAUUGUCAAUGCCAUCUUCACGUUCGUCGCCUUCGCGGCCACGCUCCCGGCGCUAGCCACGAACAACCGGAGUUGGCUGAAGCUGGCUGCCUACCUGAUCGUCGUCGAUGCCGUCUUCACCAUGGGCAUCGGCGUUGACCUGUGGAUCGUCACCCUGAAGAUGAAGGAGAGGUUCUUCUCCAUUUGGAUCUCGCAACCGCCGGCCGUCCAGGAGCUCAUGCAGGCAUCCUUCCAAUGCUGCGGCUUCUUCAACAGCACAUCGCCCGCGUUCGUCACCAACCCGACGUGCCCGAGCCCCGCCGACGCCGCCCUGAUGCGAGGCUGCGCCGCGCCUCUGACCUCGUUCGGCAGCACCUUCGUUGACAACAUCUUCACUGCCGUCUUCGGCAUGGUCGGCAUCGAUACCCUCCUCAUCAUGGCCAUCGCCUGUGUGCUCAAGGAUCGCAAGGAGCGCGAACGCUUCCGCCACAUCGACGAGAAGAGCGGUGCCCGAGGCACCUUGUAA